Messenger RNA from Parastagonospora nodorum SN15, 1148 nucleotides. RefSeq lists its product as hypothetical. The record is from RefSeq and is a predicted model, not a curated record. NCBI's taxonomy places the organism in Eukaryota, Fungi, Ascomycota, Dothideomycetes, Pleosporales, Phaeosphaeriaceae. The transcript is spliced from 4 exons. Gene Ontology annotation, cellular component: cytosol. Gene Ontology annotation, biological process: translational initiation. The coding region runs from base 36 to 1148 and encodes 370 amino acids. Gene Ontology annotation, molecular function: protein-folding chaperone binding.
CCGAGUCACGCUUGUUUUACUAAUAAUACUUCACAAUGGUCAAGGAGACCAAGCUCUACGAUUACUUAGGGAUAUCAUCGUCGGCGACGCAAGAUGAGAUCAAGAAAGCGUACCGAAAAAUGGCGCUGAAGUGGCAUCCCGACAAGAACAAGGACAACCCACAAGCCUCGGAGAAGUUCAAAGAAUGCUCGCAAGCAUAUGAAAUCCUCUCAGACCCCGAAAAGCGCAAGACGUACGACCAAUAUGGCCUCGAAUUCAUACUCCGCGGAGGCGCACCACCGCCAGAACAGGCUGCGGGAGGAAACCCGUUCGAGGGUGCAGGUGGUGGCGGCUACCCCUUCACAAGUGGAGGUGGCAUGCCCGGCGGCACACGCUCGUUCCAUUUCUCGACUGGUGGUGGCGGUCCGAAUGGCUUCCACUUCUCCAGCGCCGAUGACAUAUUUUCCGAGUUUAUGCGGGGCAGCGGCAUGGGUGGUGGAGGCGACGACGAAUUCUUCGGUGGUGGCGGCGGAGGCUUUGGUAUGGGCGGUAUGCCUGGUGGCAUGGGUGGAAUGGGAGGAGGAAAAGGCAGAGGCGGCCGCUUUGCAGGCGGCAGGAGAGCACCAGAGCCAGAAGUCACAGUCGUAGAGAAGCCACUGGCUGUGAGCUUAGAGGAUCUCUACAGUGGUACAACAAAGAAGUUAAAGAUCAAGAGGAAGACAUUCGACGCGGAGACUGGACGACAAAGCACACAAGACCGAAUAUUGGAGGUUCCGAUCAAGAAGGGCCUGAAGGCAGGCAGCAAGAUCAAGUUCUCAGACGUUGGAGAUCAAGUCGAGGGUGGUACUCAGGACUUACAUUUCAUUGUCUCAGAGAAAAACCACCCCCUCUUCACCCGCGAAGGCGACGACGUCAAACACAUUAUCGAACUCGACCUCAAAGAAGCCCUCACAGGCUGGCGCCGAACCGUACAAACAAUCGACGGCAAACAACUCAACGUCGGCAGCGGCGGUCCCACCGGCCCUACCUGGACAGAAAAGUACCCGAAUCUUGGCAUGCCCAAGUCGAAGAAGCCCGCCGAGCGAGGCGACUUCAUCAUCGGCGUCAACAUCAAGUUCCCUACAAGCCUGACACCCGCGCAAAAAGAACAGCUCAAGCAAAUUCUAUGA